UUCAGGUCCAGGAGCAACAUGGCGCCGUCCGUGAGGGCUAGUUAUGGGAAAAGAUAGUGGUUGGUGUUGUUUUCUUUCGGUAUAUUGACAGACUGGAGCUUUUCGCGACCACCCGACUCAAGGAAGGGUGAUAGGGGGAUAACUGUAGAGAUCGCCCAUCUUCUUUCAUCCAGAAUAAGGAGCAGUGUCCUGACCACUAACCAGCAUGAGCAACAUCUACAUUCAGGAGCCUCCCACAAACGGGAAGGUUUUAUUGAAAACUACAGCUGGAGAUAUUGAUAUAGAGUUGUGGUCAAAAGAAGCUCCUAAAGCUUGCAGAAAUUUCAUUCAGCUUUGUUUAGAAGCAUAUUAUGACAAGACCGUUUUUCAUAGAGUAGUGCCUGGUUUUAUAGUCCAAGGGGGAGAUCCUACUGGCACAGGAACUGGUGGAGAGUCUAUCUAUGGAGCCCCAUUCAAGGAUGAAUUCCACUCACGGUUGCGUUUUAAUCGGAGAGGACUGGUUGCCAUGGCAAAUGCUGGUCCUCAUGAUAAUGGCAGCCAGUUUUUCUUUACACUGGGUCGAGCAGAUGAACUUAACAAUAAGCACACCAUCUUUGGAAAGGUUACGGGGGACACAAUAUAUAACAUGCUGCGACUGGCAGAAGUAGACACCGAUGAUGAAGAAAGACCACUUAAUCCACACAAAAUAAAAAGUUGUGAGGUUUUGUUUAAUCCUUUUGAUGACAUCAUUCCAAGAGAAAUAAAAAAGCCAAAAAAAGAGAAACCGGAGGAGAAAGUGAAGGAAUUGAAACCCAAAGGCACAAAAAAUUUUAGUUUACUUUCAUUUGGAGAGGAAGCUGAGGAAGAAGAGGAGGAAGUAAAUCGAGUCAGUCAGAGCAUGAAGGGGAAAAGCAAAAGCAGUCAUGACUUGCUGAAGGAUGACCCACAUCUCAGUUCUGUUCCAGUUGUUGAAAGUGAAAAAGGUGAUGCAGCAGAUUUAGAUGAUGAUGGAGAAUUUGAAGAUGCAGAGCAUGAUGAAAAUAUUGAUGGUGAUGAAAAGAGCCUGAUGAGAGAAAGAGUUGCAAAAAAGUUAAAAAAGGACCCAAGUGCAAGUGUUAAAUCAGCUGGAGAAGGAGAAGAGAAGAAAUUGGGUAGCCGCAGUGAAGAGCUCAGAAAAGAAGCAAGACAAUUAAAGCGGGAACUCUUAGCAGCAAAACAAAAAAAAGUAGAAAAUGCGUCAAAACAAGCAGAAAAACAAAGUGAAGAGGAAGACACUGCUGUGGGUGGUGCUGUUGCAGAAUACAGAAGAGAAAAGCAAAAGUAUGAAGCUUUGAGGAAGCAGCAGCCAAAGAAGGGAACUUCCCGGGAAGACCAGACCCUUGCGCUGCUGAACCAGUUUAGAUCAAAACUCACGCAAGCAAUUGCUGAAACUCCUGAAAGUAACAUUUCUGAAGUGGAAGUAGAAGACGAUGAAGGAUGGAUGUCACAUGUACUUCAGUUUGAGGAUAAAAGCAGAAAGGUGAAAGAUGCAAGCAUGCAAGACUCAGACACGUUUGAAAUCUAUGAUCCUCGGAAUCCAGUGAAUAAAAGAAGAAGGGAGGAAAGCAAAAAGCUGAUGAGAGAGAAAAAAGAAAGAAGAUAGAACUGACAGCACUGGUAGCCGGCACUCGUUGAAAGUGUGCCUGCAGUAAAUGGCCUGAUACCAGCCCUUGUUCCCAGAGGUAUCGCUACAGGCAUGGAAAGCAGUAUUUUUGAACCUGUUGUCCGGUUUUGAAAAUCGACUGUCUUGUUAUGUAAAUUGGGGACUGACAUAAACAAAUGCUUUUGGUUACUGGUACAGUUUUAUUCCUUAUUUACCUUUUCUAUUGCCAAAUGUGAAAUAAAAUGCACUUUCCUUCCA
This is a messenger RNA of Phyllostomus hastatus (greater spear-nosed bat), 1879 nucleotides long. It is a transcript of the gene CWC27, whose product is annotated as CWC27 spliceosome associated cyclophilin. Gene Ontology annotation, cellular component: catalytic step 2 spliceosome. NCBI's taxonomy places the organism in Eukaryota, Metazoa, Chordata, Mammalia, Chiroptera, Phyllostomidae. Gene Ontology annotation, biological process: protein folding; protein peptidyl-prolyl isomerization. The transcript has 14 exons. Bases 206 to 1621 code for a protein of 471 amino acids. The record is from RefSeq and is a predicted model, not a curated record. Gene Ontology annotation, molecular function: peptidyl-prolyl cis-trans isomerase activity.